CUAACCACUGCGCCAUCUCGGCUCGGUAUUUGUGCAUUAAAGUUUCUAAAGGAGAUCAGCUCACAUUGAAGGAAACCUGUUUGAUUCAAUUUGAUUUCGGAAGGCGACAUGGAGUUCUUGGAAAGAUAAGAUGUGGCGGCUAAUAAUUGCAGUGACCUUGUUCCAAGGCCUGGUAAAUUCAUCGGUGCUUGAGAGAAGAAAAAGAAAUUUGGAUCCAGAAACAUCCAUGAACAUUAGUGAAAUCAUUUUAUUCAGAGGAUAUCCCAGUGAGGAAUAUGAGGUGGUGACGGAUGAUGGAUAUUUCCUAGGUCUUAAUAGAAUUCCUUACGGGAAAUUAAGUCCGAAAACCAAGGAACCGAGACCAGCUGUGUUUCUGCAACAUGGCUUUCUUGCUGAUGGCAGUAACUGGGUGACCAAUCUGGACUACAACAGCCUGGGUUUUGUGCUGGCUGACGCUGGUUUUGAUGUUUGGUUAGGGAACAGCAGAGGAAACACUUGGUCUCGAAAACACAUCAAGUACACCACAAAGCAAAAAGAAUUCUGGAUGUUCAGUUUUGAUGAAAUGGCUAAAUAUGACCUCCCCGCUUCAAUAAACUUUGUCUUGAACAAAACUGGCCAGGAGAAACUCUUCUACGUUGGCCAUUCUCAAGGCACCAUCAUAGGUUUCAUAGCGUUUUCAGCUUUUCCAGAGUUGGCAAAAAAGAUACACAUGUUUUUGGGAUUGGCCCCUGUUAUGACUGCGUCAUUUUCAACCAGUGGUUUGGCCAAACUUGGACAGCUUCCUGAAUUUCUACUUAAAGAAAUAUUUGGAACAAAGCAAUUUAUGCCCCAGAAUGGUAUAAUAAAAUGGCUUGCUACCCAAGUAUGCGACCGGGUUAUACUUGAUGAUCUUUGUGGCAACCUUUUCUUUCUCAUCUGUGGAUUUAACGAGAAAAACCUAAACAUGAGCCGAGUAGAUGUAUAUGCAACACAUUGCCCAGCUGGAACAUCUGUCCAGAAUGCACUUCACUGGGCUCAGAUGGUAAAGUCUGGGGAAAGCAGAGCGUUUGACUGGGGAAGCAGAAAAGAAAACAUGGCUCAUUAUAAACAGCCAACACCGCCUCUCUACAAAUUGGAAGGGAUGCAUGUUCCAACAGCUAUAUGGACGGGUGGCCAUGACAUACUGGCAGACAGGAAGGACAUCGCCCUGUUAAUGACUAUGAUCCCAAAUUUGAUAUACCACAAGGAGAUCCCAGAUUGGGAACAUCUGGAUUUCAUUUGGGGCCUUGAUGCCCCACAGCGCUUGUUCAGAGAUAUGAUUCAGCUGAUGCAGAAAGCUCAAUAUGCCCAUUGAUUUACUUGAAGUUGCAAUCCCAAAACACUGAUACAGUUGUGAAAAGGAGAUCUUGCUUUUUACUUAUGCAUAGUGGUUCUACCACAAAACCGCGGACGACAAAAUCGCGGUCGACGAAAGCGUGUAUGUGACGUCAUCACAGCGCG
Molecule: messenger RNA, 1479 nt
Organism: Thamnophis elegans (Western terrestrial garter snake)
Lineage: Eukaryota; Metazoa; Chordata; Lepidosauria; Squamata; Natricidae
Product: putative lysosomal acid lipase/cholesteryl ester hydrolase
Exons: 10
Coding region: 131-1333 (400 amino acids)
Molecular function (GO): hydrolase activity, acting on ester bonds
Source: RefSeq, a predicted model, not a curated record